CGCUCCGCUCCGCCCAUUGGGGGCGGGGACGGGAUCUGAGGUGUUCGCGGGCGCCCCUGGUGGCUGCGGGUGGCGCCGCGCUGGGUUUGCCCCUCACACCGGACCGAGGCUAGCUGACAGGCGCGCGAUGCUGGCGACCCUGGCGAGGGUGGCGGCUCUGCGGAGAACCGGCCUCCUCUCCUGCCGGGGUGGCGGGAGGGGGCUGUGGACAAGCCACCCGCAGUCAGAUAUGGACCAUGUAAAGCCAUUGGAGGGUGUAAAAAUUCUGGAUCUAACAAGAGUCCUGGCAGGACCUUUUGCUACUAUGAAUUUAGGAGAUCUUGGAGCAGAAGUCAUAAAAGUGGAGAGACCAGGAACUGGUGAUGAUACACGAACUUGGGGGCCACCUUUUGUGGGAACAGAAAGUACAUAUUUUCUCAGUGUUAACAGAAAUAAAAAAAGCAUAGCUGUUAAUAUCAAGGACCCAAAAGGGGUGAAAAUCAUCAAAGAGCUUGCAGCUGUUUGUGACGUAUUUGUGGAAAACUAUGUCCCUGGCAAACUGUCUGCUAUGGGCCUGGGAUAUGAAGAUAUAGACAAGAUCGCUCCUCACAUCAUCUAUUGUUCCAUCACAGGGUAUGGUCAGACGGGCCCGAUGUCGCGGCGAGCUGGUUAUGAUGCUGUUGCCUCUGCUGUUUCUGGUCUGAUGCACAUCACAGGGCCUGAGGAUGGAGAGCCAGUUCGCCCAGGAGUGGCUAUGACUGAUCUUGCCACUGGCCUGUACGCAUAUGGAGCCAUUAUGGCUGGAUUGAUACAAAGAUACAAAACUGGAAAAGGACUGUUCAUUGAUUGUAACCUACUGUCAUCUCAGGUAGCAUGUUUGACCCAGGUAGCUGCUAAUUAUCUUACUGGCCAAAAGGAGGCGAAACGUUGGGGCACAGCUCAUGGCAGUAUUGUUCCUUAUCAGGCUUUUAAAACCAAGGACGGCUAUCUGGUAGUUGGAGCAGGAAAUAAUGAACAGUUUGCUACUGUGUGCAAGAUCUUGAAUUUGCCUGAGUUGAUUGAUGACUCCAAAUACAAAACUAACCAUCUUCGGGUACACAAUAGAAAAGAGCUUAUUAAAAUACUAUCUGCACGAUUUGAAGAAGAACUGACCAGCAAGUGGUUAUAUGUCUUUGAAGGCAGUGGGAUACCAUAUGGCCCAAUCAACAACAUGAAGAAUGUAUUUGCAGAACCCCAGAUCCCGGACUUGAAGCUGAAGAAUGUGGCAACCAGAAACACGAAUAGUCCACAGGCAACAAAAGCCCCAAGAAAAGCCAACUCUUUCUAGCCAAGGGAACAAGAAAGGAACAGCCUACCAAGACAAAAAUCGUGUAGACAAUUAACUUCUCUACUUAAGCCAAACACCAGUGGAAAAAAAUGUGACUCCACCUACAAUCAAUCAAAAGCGAAGUUGGGAGCAUUAACUUCCACCCUUGCCAGACUCUAAUGAGAAACUCCAACCCCCGAGGUAGGGUAGCAUCAGAGAAGGCUGAAUAAAGAGCCAGGACUUCCAUCCCUGCCAGGCUGAGACUGCAUAGGGAACCUGGACUUCUUCCUUUGCUCAACCUCCUAUGGUGUCAGUGGAGGCCCCAUGAGGAAAACCAAAAAUAUUUUUCUACCUUCUCGUUUCAGAGAGGUUUUAAGUGGAAGCCUACUGAGGGGCCAGAACUCCCACUCCUUCUUAGCAGUAAUGAGUGGUUCCCUCCUUUCCAGAGGGUCAACCUAGGCCAAAUGGGGACUCUAGACUUCUAUGCUAACCUGGCAUUAAGGAGGUGGCUCUACUGACGCAGAGUUAGAUGAAGCCAACCAAAGCAGAAUGUUUAAGUAAGGUUCAGAGCCACACAACAUAAUACCCAAAUUGUGUUAGUUUCAACAAAGAUCACUCAUCAUACCAAGAACUAUGAAUAUCUCAAAUUCAAUGAAAAAAGAUACUCAAUAGAUGCCAACAGAGAUGACAGAGAUGCUAGAAUUAUCUGACAAAUAUUUUAAAGCAGCCAUAAUUAAAAUACUUCAACUAGCAAUUAUAGAUAUGCUUGAACAAAAUGAAAAUGCAGAAUAUCUCAGUAAAGAAAUAGAAAGUCUCAGCAAAGAAAUAGAAGAUCUAAAAAAGAACUGAAUGGACAUUUUAGAACUGAAAAAUACAAUAAUCAAAAAAGAAAAAAAACCAAAACCCAAACAAAAAAUACUCAACUCAAUGGACGGAUUCAAUAGCAGAAUGAAGAAAAAAGUAUCACUGAACUUCAAGAUAGAACUAAAGAAAUUACACUAACUGGACAACAGACAGAAAAUAGACUGAAAAAAACAUGAUAAACAGAACCUCAGGGGACCUGUGGGAUCUAACAGACCUGUUACUGGAGUCCAGGAAGGAUAAAAGAAAAAGAGUGAGGUUUAAAAAGUACUAGAAAAAAUAAGGUAAAACCUUUCCAAAUCCGAUAAUAGACAUACAUGUAGAAAUCUAAAAAAUUAGUAUAUCCUGAACAAAGAACUAAAGAAAUCCAUGCCAAAUACAUCAUAAUACUGAACACUUCUGAAAACUAAAGGCAUAGAAAAAAUUAUUGAAAACAACUAGAGAGAAAUGACACCUUACCUACAGAGAAAAAACAAUUUGAAUGCCAGUGGCUUUCUCAUCAGAAAUCAUGGAAACCAAGAUGGAAGCAGCACAUUAUUUCUCAAGUGCUGAAAGAAAAGAAUUAACACAGAACCCUAUAGCCCAUGAAAUAUCCUUCUGGAAUGAAAGGAAAAUGUAAAUACCCUCAGAUGAAGGAAAACUAAGGGAAUUUGCCAUUAGCAGACCUAGCCUGAAAGAAUGGCUAAGGGAAACUCUCUAAUAGAAAGAAAAGUAUAAAAGAAGAGAUCCGAAACAUAAGAAGGAAAUAAAGAACCUGGUAUGCAAAAAUAUGGGCAAAUACAAUAGAUUUUCUUUCACCUCUUGAAUUUUCUAAAUUAUGUUUGAAGGUUUAAGCAAAAAUUUAGACACUGAUGUAGUUCUAAAUGUAUGUAUAGGGAAUAUCUAGGACAAUUAUAGAUGGGGCAGGGGAAAGAGAUAUGAUGGGAAGAAAGGUCUCUACACUUCAUUUAAACUGGUAAACAUUAGUGGACGGUUACAAGACAGCCCCGUUUAUAAUUGUUUUGGACAAUUGAUCUCUCUAUAUAAUGUAAUACCUAGAGUGACUGCCGAAAGAUAUAGAAGCUAUAUAAAGAGAUAGUCAAAAACACUCAAAAUAGGUGUGGUUGGGAGGCAGGGAAGGGUGAAAUCAUAUACCUAAAGGUACAAUAUCCAGCGGUCCUCAACCUUUUUGGCACCAGGUACUGGUUUCAUGGAAGACAAUUUUUCCAAGGGUGGAGGUGGCUAGAGAUG
This is a messenger RNA of Microcebus murinus (gray mouse lemur), 3376 nucleotides long. The record is from RefSeq and is a predicted model, not a curated record. Lineage: Eukaryota; Metazoa; Chordata; Mammalia; Primates; Cheirogaleidae.